Messenger RNA from Opisthorchis viverrini, 321 nucleotides. RefSeq lists its product as hypothetical. NCBI's taxonomy places the organism in Eukaryota, Metazoa, Platyhelminthes, Trematoda, Opisthorchiida, Opisthorchiidae. The record is from RefSeq and is a predicted model, not a curated record. The coding region runs from base 1 to 321 and encodes 106 amino acids. The transcript is spliced from 3 exons.
AUGAAGACACUAACCAGUAAACUUAGUAGGGUGGGCAACUGCCGCCUCCCUGGAUGGGGACCCGGGGACUUAAAUCACCAGUGGCCAGGCUCAGAACCACCGGCGAUGGGCGAUUCAUCCGAGCUACUGGAGGGAUGGCGGAACAUCAAUUUAUACCGAUUGCCCUCCGAAGCCAUUGAUAGACCACAACAGAUGUGGGCGAAAUGUCUGCCCGUCGAACGUCAAACGCGGUAUGCAAUGCCACGCCUGCAAAGCUUGGUGGCAUUUCAAAUGCACGGGUUUACAGGACGACCAGAUAAGCUGACUAGCCAACUCUCCUGA